This is a messenger RNA of Antrostomus carolinensis (chuck-will's-widow), 1254 nucleotides long. Its product is annotated as PH and SEC7 domain-containing protein 1. The annotation marks the transcript as partial. The transcript is spliced from 7 exons. The record is from RefSeq and is a predicted model, not a curated record. NCBI's taxonomy places the organism in Eukaryota, Metazoa, Chordata, Aves, Caprimulgiformes, Caprimulgidae.
GCGCUGUAUGGCUCCAUCAAGAAUGAGAAGCUGCAGUGGGCCAUAGAUGAGGAGGAGCUGAGAAAGUCCCUCUCAGAGCUGGCAGACCCCAACCCGAAGUCCAUCAAGCGCAUCAGCAGCUGCAGUAACCCCUUUCUGGACUUUUCACAAGACUCCAGCAUCGCCACCUACAAGCAUGGACUGUUAGUGCGCAAGAUCCACGCUGAUCCUGACUGCAAGAAAACGCCUCGAGGGAAGCGCGGCUGGAAGCCCUUCCACGCCAUCCUGAAGGGGAUGAUCCUCUACUUGCAGAAGGAGGAGUAUAAGCCAGGGAAGGCGCUGGCAGAAGAGGAGCUGAAGAAUGCUAUUAGCAUCCACCAUUCGCUUGCCACGCGGGCAUCUGACUACAGCAAGCGACCCAAUGUCUUCUACCUCAGGACAGCUGACUGGAGGGUCUUCCUCUUCCAAGCACAGAACCCCGAACAGAUGCACUCAUGGAUCACACGCAUCAAUGUGGUGGCAGCCAUGUUCUCUGCACCCCCCUUCCCUGCAGCCAUCGGCUCCCAGAAGAAGUUCAGCCGCCCGCUGCUGCCCAGCUCCUGCACCAGGCUGUCCCAGGAGGAGCAGGUGAAGAGCCAUGAGGCCAAGUUCAAGACAAUGUCAGCAGAGCUGCUGGAGCAUCGUUCCUCACUGCCCGAGAAGAAGGUGAAGGGCAAGGAGUAUGAGGAGCUGAAGCAGAAGGAAGAGUACCUGGAGUUUGAGAAAUCCCGCUACAGCACGUAUGCCAUGCUGCUGCGCGCCAAGCUGAAGGCCGGCUCCGAGGACCUGGCAGCGUUAGAGUCCACCCUCUUUGAUGCAGUGGGAGGAGAGGACGAUGGCUUGAAAAAAUCCCGCUCCAGCCCAUCACUCAACGCAGAGCCGUCCAGCACAGCCACCAAGGUGAAGCGCAACAUCUCGGAGCGUGCUGGCCGCCAGCCCUCUGGCCACCCCCAGAAGUCAUAAGCAAGGGGCAUCAGUCGCCCGCGCUGCAGCUCCGUUCCUGCCCACUGGUGCUGGGAUGGAGGCCAUGUGCCUGCCGAGACCCUGCAUGAGUCCGUCCAUCUGUGGCACGAGCUGGGGGGGUGACAGUCCUUCUCCAGCAGGGCCACGGCCCCUCUGCUGGAGACGGUGGCAGAGCAGGACAGGCCCCAGUCCUUGCCCGCAGGAGCUGCUUGCACCGUUGGCUCCAUCAGACUUCUUCUUGCCCCUCCUUGUCCUGCGUUUGGCUGCAGGACC